This is a messenger RNA of Lampris incognitus (smalleye Pacific opah), 3995 nucleotides long. RefSeq names its product G protein signaling modulator 1b (gene gpsm1b). Lineage: Eukaryota; Metazoa; Chordata; Actinopteri; Lampriformes; Lampridae. The transcript has 14 exons. Bases 117 to 2111 code for a protein of 664 amino acids. Gene Ontology annotation, molecular function: GTPase regulator activity; protein binding. The record is from RefSeq and is a predicted model, not a curated record.
GAGCAGCUGAGUGGCACAAGAAAGAAGACGUCGGUAGCAGCUAGAGGUGGUGAUAUUUGUCAAGGGGGCUUCAGCGCUGGAGGACGUAGACAAGGAGACAGGGAAAUAGCUGCUACAUGGCACAGUCGGCUGCAAACAGCGUGGACCAGGAUCUGGCCAGCAAGAGACUCCACUCGAGGAUGGAGGCCUCGUGCUUGGAAUUGGCCUUAGAAGGAGAGAGGCUCUGCAAGGCAGGAGACUUCAAAGGAGGGACAGCAUUCUUCGAGGCAGCCGUUCAGGUAGGCACUGAAGACCUGAAGACCCUCAGUGCCAUCUACAGCCAGCUUGGCAAUGCCUACUUCUACCUGAAGGAGUAUGGUAAAGCUCUGGAAUACCACAAACAUGACCUCACUUUGGCCAGGACAAUAGGAGACAGAAUAGGAGAGGGAAAAGCCAGUGGCAACCUAGGCAACACAUUAAAGGUGUUGGGGCGCUUUGAUGAAGCGGUUGUCUGCUGCCAGAGACAUCUGGACAUCUCUCAAGAGCAGGGCGACAAGGUGGGGGAGGCUCGAGCGCUGUAUAACAUAGGAAAUGUGUUCCAUGCUAAAGGGAAGCAGCAGCUGUGGGGCUGCACCCAGGAACCCGGAGACCUGCCGCCGGAUGUCAGGGACACACUUCAAAGAGCUACUGGCUUUUAUGAAAUGAACCUGUGUUUGGUCAAAGAACUCGGUGACCGAGCUGCUCAGGGGAGGGCCUUCGGUAACUUAGGGAACACCCACUACCUGCUCGGAAACUUCGUUGAAGCGAUCAAGUUUCACCGCCAACGACUCUCUAUUGCCAAAGAAUUUGGCGACAAAGCAGCAGAGAGGCGAGCCUACAGUAAUCUUGGAAAUGCUCUGAUAUUCCUAGGCCAGUUCAACACAGCGACAGAGUACUACAGGAAAACCCUGCAACUGUCUCGGCAGCUGAGGGACCAGGUGAUGGAGGCACAGGCGUGUUACAGCCUAGGCAACACCUUCACCUUGUUGCAGCAGUAUGAGAGGGCCAUAGACUACCACCUUAAGCAUCUGAUCAUAGCCCAGGAGCUUACUGACAGGGUUGGAGAAGGCCGUGCUUGCUGGAGCUUAGGAAAUGCUUAUGUGUCUUUAGGGAACCACAGACAAGCUCUCCACUAUGCCCGGAAGCACCUGGACAUCUCAAAAGAGAUUGGCGACAGAAAUGGGGAGCUGACAGCCAGGAUGAAUGUAGAGCAGCUAAUGGAGGCGCUUGGCGUCAAUGAGAGUGACCUUUCACCCUGCGGCUCAGAGUUUGAGAUGCAAGGAGCAAGACCCAAAUUCACCAAGAGGAACAGCAUGGACAGUGUAGAGUUGUGGAAAUACUCCUCAGAUAAGAAUGGGGACAGCCAGGAUUUGGACAGUAUAUCCAGGAGAUCAAAGAAUCAGCUGCUGCAGCCGGGCAAAAGGAAGGGCUAUCCUGACAGUCAGUCAUCAGAUGAGAGACAGUGGUUAGACUCUCCAGUAGAUGCUGAUGACAUCACUUUGCAAGUCCCACCCCCUGUGUCAAAGCUAGGUCGUGACGCCUCUGAUGAAGACUGCUUCUUUGACCUCCUCAGCAAGUUUCAGAGCAGUCGCAUGGACGAUCAGCGCUGCAAUCUUGAUGAACCACAGAAUGGAGACAAUGGAGAAGGUGCUACUGACUCCAUGCAAUCUCUAAACGAGAUGAUAGAUCCUGCACUCACCACUUCCCCCCAGACAGAGGAGCUUUUUGAUUUGAUUGCUAGCUCUCAGAGUCGCCGUCUUGAUGACCAACGGGUUAACGUUGGGAACCUUCCAGGCUUGAGAAUAACCCAGAACAACUUGGGCCACCUGGUGGGUGAAGGGGAUACUCAAGAGCCCAGUGAUGAUUUCUUCAACAUGCUCAUCAAGUGCCAGUCUUCCAGGAUAGAUGAUCAGCGCUGCUCCCCACCGGAAGCAGGCCCUCAUGCCCCCACAGUGCCUGAUGAGGAUUUCUUCAGUCUAAUCCAGAGAGUGCAAGCCAAGCGCAUGGAUGAACAACGAGUACAGCUGCCCACAGACGACCAGGACAGCCCUUACUUUCCAGAUCAAGAGCCACCUGGUCAAGACUCCAGCUAAGACUUGCACAUUGUUACUUGACUCUAUCUAAAGGACCAUACGAUAGAGAGAGAAGGAAUAAGAAGCGAUGAGUUACAAUUGGAGAGGAAUAUCAAUGAGGAAAUUUACUAGGCUCUUGAUGACAUGACAAAUCCCAUGUGCAAUAGGUUGUACCUGUCAAAUGUUGCUCAAUGCAUUAUGUGUUAAAUGCAUGUAAAUACAACAAGAGAUCAAGCAGAAUUUAGGCGAGAACACUUGGUUAAGAAGGUCUAAGGUGAAGUUUUGUGCAUUUGCAUCACUAACAGGCUUAAAAAGAUAGACAUUUAACCUGUCUAAUGCCUUAAUCAGCAUUUCUCAGACUCAGAUUGUAUUCUCAAAUUUAAGGUGUUGUAGUUCAGAAGCACAUGAUGAGUGUACAAUAUGAAGCAUUCAUGUGGAAAACUGGUAUUACUUGUCAAAGCAGUAUUUGGGGUUAAUCAGUGGUACAACGGAGACCUUUGUUAGAAAACUGCUAUAGUCAAUAGCAACAAUACAAAUAACAAAUCUUGAUUGGAUUAACUACUCUAACCUAAUUCGGUAUAACCAGAAAAUAAGUCACCAUAUAUGUUUAUUGAGUCCCUUAGGUCAACAAAGAAUCACAUCAAAUCACAUUAUGUCAUAUUGUCAUUUGUGUUAAUAGGUUCACCAGACUAAUUAAUCUCUAAAAUACAUUAAUAUGCCUACACAGUGUGCAGUACCUUAUAUGUAUUGUACAAAAUCUCUUAAAUAGGUAUUUAUUUGAUUAUAGUUAUAACGAAACAGUAGAAUUAAUAGGAUUAGAGAAUAAAACAAUAUGAAUGGAUAAUGUUUCCGUUUAAGGUUGCAAUAUUUAAACUCGGCUGUGUAAGUAUUUAUGUUUGUGGCCCAAAAUGUUCUGAAGAGCCAAUGGAAAAACAGUGUUUAAUGUCAUUUCCCAUUCAUCUUAGUAACGUUUGAUAGAGAUGGAUGGAUGACAGCCUUAUUUUAAGACCACAUAAAGGCAAAACAAGUGUCAGUUCGUGAAGCAUUUGACGCAGAAAAUAACGCAAAGCUAAAUAACUGCUAGUUCGUAGCUAUUAAUCUAAGCCUUGUUGUGUUGAUUCACUGCCUCCCUGUGGUCGCAAAUGUGUACUACAUCUCUUAAUUGACCGUCAAUCUACCUGCUGGGGGUAAGAAGACGUUCUCUGUUCUCAAGUAUAACGAAGGAUAGGGUUGUAAUAAUAUUGCGCUUCAAGUAGGAUGAUUUUGAGCACUUUCUUCCUAUUUCAGUGACACGCUUUUCUCAGCUGUGUGAUAUAGGCAAAUCCCUUUGGUAACGGUUAGAGUGGUUCAUGAAAACAAUUAGUGCCUAGUGUAUAUUCUUGUUCGUUUGUUGUUAACUGGAUCUACAGCUGUACUGCUAAGUUCAUCUAAAAUAAGCGUAGAAUAAGAAAAUAAACACCUCCAUUUUCAAACAGGAAUAUAGUCAUUAUACUGUACAGUGCUUCCAUUUAAAAGAAUUAAAAUGCUGUGUCCGCUUUGCAACUUAAAUUUAAAUAAAAAGAAGUAACAUGCACAUUUUUUUUUGUACCUAAAAAUUAAGGAACUUAAACAUUUAGUGUCCUCUGAACCUGGGUGGGCUUCUUCACGGUGGUGGGUCAUGGGUACAGAAGCAAGUACAUGUUCAUGAUCCAUCCCUGUAUUUGUGAUAAACAACUUGCAAGUUCCUUCAGUGAAUAUAUCUGUCCCAAUUUCAUUUCCUGUUCCUCAUGGAUAAUUGUGCUUUGGAACUACUCUGUAUGCUUCUAGCUGUCACUGCCACAAUAUGUACAUAUAUAUUUUUUUGUAUUUAUGUUCCAUUUGAGGACAUAAAGAUGUCCCCCAUGCUUUUAAUAAAAUGUUUCUGAU